AGUAGAACAGAGAACAGCCUGUUAAUCAUGUGGAAAAUCAACAAUCUCUUACUGGUUUUAGGCUUCUUGUCAUGGGUUUGUUCUUCUUCGGUUACAGCUUCAGUGUCCUACGAUGACAAGGCCUUUAUAAUUAAUGGGCAAAGGAAAAUUCUCUUCUCUGGCUCCAUCCAUUAUCCCAGAAGCACCCCUGAGAUGUGGCCUGACAUUAUACAGAAGGCUAAGGAUGGAGGAUUGGAUGUUGUUGACACAUACGUCUUCUGGAAUGGACAUGAGCCCUCUCCUGGACAGUACUACUUUGAGGGGAGGUUUGAUGUGGUCCGGUUCAUCAAACUGGUUCAACAGGCAGGCCUUUACGUUCAUCUCCGAAUUGGCCCCUAUAUUUGUGCCGAAUGGAACUUUGGGGGAUUUCCUGUUUGGCUCAAGUAUGUCCCUGGCAUUGCUUUUAGAACUGACAAUGAACCCUUCAAGGAUGCUAUGCAACAAUUUACGGUGAAAAUUGUUAAUAUGAUGAAGUCAGAAAAUCUGUUCGAAUCCCAGGGAGGUCCAAUUAUUAUGUCCCAGAUAGAGAAUGAAUAUGGCCCAAUAGAAUGGGAACUGGGUACCCCUGGUAAGGCUUAUAUGAAUUGGGCAGCUGGUUUGGCAGUCAGUCUUGGCACUGGUGUUCCUUGGAUUAUGUGCAAACAAGAAGAUGCUCCUGAACCCAUUAUAGAUACUUGCAAUGCUUUUUACUGCCAAGGCUUUCAACCAAAUAACAAGGACAACCCCAAAAUCUGGACUGAAGCUUGGACUAGCUGGUACAUGAAGUUUGGUGGGCCUGUCCCUCAUAGACCUGUGGAAGACCUGGCAUUUGCAGUUGUAAGGUUUAUACAGAAUAGUGGUUCAUUUGUCAACUAUUACAUGUACCAUGGAGGAACAAACUUUGGCAGGACAAGUCCAGGUCUAUUUAUUGCCACAAGUUAUGAUUAUGAUGCUCCAAUCGAUGAAUAUGGACUACUGAGGGAACCAAAAUGGGGACAUCUGAGAGAUUUGCAUAAAGCCAUCAAGUUGUGUGAACCAGCAUUGGUUUCUGCUUAUCCUACAGUGACUUGGCCUGGAAACAAUCUUGAGGUUCAUGUAUUUCAAUCCGAUUCAGCUUGUGCUGCAUUCCUUGCAAACUAUGACACAGAAUCUUCAGCAACAGUGACCUUCCAAAAUAUGAAUUAUGACCUGCCUCCUUGGUCUGUUAGUAUUCUCCCAGACUGCAAGACAGCUGUUUUCAACACUGCAAAGGUUAGCUCCCAAAGUUCAGUGACAAAAAUGGAAAAAGUUAGUAGUGAAGGAUUCUCUUGGCAGUCAUACAGUGAAGAACCUGUCUCUGCUGACGAUUCAGACACACUUGCAAUGGAUGGAUUGUGGGAGCAAAUAAACGUGACUAGAGAUACCUCUGACUAUCUGUGGUACCUCACAGAUGUGAACAUAGAUGCUGAUGAAGAAUUCUUGAAAACUGGACAGUAUCCUCUUCUAACAGUCAUGUCAGCAGGCCAUGCUUUGCAUGUUUUUAUCAACGGCAAACAUUUAGGAUUUGUGUACGGGGGACUGGACAAACCAAAGCUAACAUUUACUGACUAUGUGAAGUUAUCGGCGGGUGUUAACAAGAUAUCGCUACUCAGUGUCACUGUUGGCCUUCCGAAUGUUGGUCUGCAUUUGGAGACUUGGAAUGCUGGGGUUCUUGGCCCAGUCACUCUGAAGGGUCUCAAUGAGGGAACAAGAGACUUGACAAUGCAGAAGUGGUCUUACAAGGUUGGUGUGAAAGGUGAAGCUUUAAAUCUCCAUACGUCUGCCGGAAGCUCGUCUGUUGACUGGGUGGAAGGAUCAUUGUUGGCUCGAAAAAAACCCCUGACCUGGUACAAGACAACAUUUGAUGCACCGGCAGGCGAUGAACCGUUAGCUUUGGACAUGAAUAGCAUGGGAAAAGGUCUGGUUUGGAUAAAUGGUGAAAGCCUCGGACGCCACUGGCCAGCAUACAUAGCCCGUGGUAACUGUAGUGAUUGUAGCUAUAUCGGAACCUUCGAUCAGAACAAAUGCCAAAGUAAUUGUGGACAACCCACUCAAAGAUGGUGCGAAAAGUCCUAG
This is a messenger RNA of Thlaspi arvense, 2112 nucleotides long. The record is from the annotation of a GenBank genome assembly. Lineage: Eukaryota; Viridiplantae; Streptophyta; Magnoliopsida; Brassicales; Brassicaceae.